AUGACUACAGAAGCAAUACCAACAGCAGUUACUGCUGUACCAGAUUGGGCUCCAGGAGAAAAUCAUGUUGUUUUGAGAGAACAAGAAUUAAAUUUUUAUGCUCCAGAAGUUUUUCAUAAUUGUCAAAUUAUCGAUAAUUAUAUCCCUUUAUUAAUUCAUGAUAUUAAUACUUCACAAGACAUCUAUCAAAUUUACGUGAAUCAUGUUGGAUGUCUUGAUUAUUUAAUAAUGGUAAACAAUUGGCCAAUUAAGAAGGUACAGGUAUUUGGUAGAAUAAUUGAAGAAACGAUAAUGUCUGAGAAAAGUUUAGUUUUGAUAAAAAUUGAUGAUUCAUCUGAUGAUAAUUCGUGUAUUACAUUGAGACUAAAGAUUGAUUUGUUUCUUCUGAUUGGCCUAAACAUGUACGAUAAUUAUGGUAAAAUAAUAUCGGUAGAAGGUAAAAUUUCAAGAAUUAAAUCUAAUGUACAAAUAUUGGUUGACGAAAUAAAGAUACUUAGACAUAGAGAUACAUUAUCAAUUGAAAUAGAUUGCUGGAGAGAAAGAUUAGAUUACCGAAAUGAGAUUUUACUGAAACCGUGGGUUUUUUCACCUCAACUGAAAGAAGUUCAGGUUGUUUAUACUCCAAAAUUUUCUCCUCGUGAAAUAAAGAGACAAGAAGAAAAGAAUAAGUUGAAAGUUGUUAAUCCUAUUGCAUUUGAAAGUCAAUUGAUAGAGGAUAGUUUAAAUAUUUACAGAGAUGUGAAUGGUCCUAAAUAUAAAAACGAAUCACCAACAAAAAUAACCAACGAAGUUUUAAUAGAGAUUCAGAUUUGCAAAUACAUCAUACAGAAUAAUUAUCCGAAGAUUAAGUUUACUCAAUUGUUGAACAAUAUAAAAGUAUCAGAGUUGUUGAAUAAUUUAACCAGCUACAAGUAUCAGACUUCUCCUAUAAAUUUACAACAGAAUGUACAAGCUUAUAAAUCAAUUAUUUUCAGGAAAAUACAAUACGAUUUACAAGAAAAUUACAAACUUAUAUCUGUUUCUGAUGAUAUGAUCAAAUCAAGCAAUUUAAAAGAAUUAGUAAAAAGAUUAAAGAAAAUUUUAAAACGAUUACCUACAGGUUCUAAGCUAUUAGUUGAGAAAUUAACUGAUUUAUUCAUUAAUAAAGGAUUAGUAGGUAAUGUUAAUGUUGAUUUAAUAAACGGUUUGAUUGAUUAUGUUAAAGAUGAGGAAAGAAAUUGGGUUUAUGAUAAAACUGCAGAGGCAUGGUCAUAUACUGGUAGUAAACGAAGAUUCAUGACUUGA
Molecule: messenger RNA, 1284 nt
Organism: Insectozyma verbasci
Lineage: Eukaryota; Fungi; Ascomycota; Pichiomycetes; Serinales; Debaryomycetaceae
Source: the annotation of a GenBank genome assembly